This is a messenger RNA of Vicia villosa (hairy vetch), 8685 nucleotides long. RefSeq lists its product as uncharacterized. The record is from RefSeq and is a predicted model, not a curated record. Gene Ontology annotation, cellular component: mitochondrial outer membrane. NCBI's taxonomy places the organism in Eukaryota, Viridiplantae, Streptophyta, Magnoliopsida, Fabales, Fabaceae. The coding region runs from base 416 to 1141 and encodes 241 amino acids. The transcript has 12 exons.
AAAAUAAUGCACACAACCAUGAAAGAAUAGUACGGUUCUGCACAGUAUAACAGAUUUCCAUUCCACCUUCUCUACACGCUGCAACGAUUUUCUUCUCUCCACACUGCAACGAUUUUCAUUCCACCUUUUCUCCGCGCAUUUAACUUUCUCUCCACACUGCAAAGAUUUACAUUCCACCUUGUCUCCAUUUUACAAAGAUUUUCAUUCAAACCUCUGAAACGAGGCAAACAAGACUAAUCGACACAUGGAGUCGAGUUGUAUCCGGCAAAGAACGCAAAGAUAGACUACUCAACUUUAUGGGGAAGAUUAAUUUCUCAGUGUAAAGAGACACUCCAGAUAGAAGCUGACAAUGCAAAGAGGGCAAAGUCUUUUCAAACAAAGAAUAAGUUAGCUGAAAAGGAAAGAAGAAGAUUUGAUGAAAAAUAUCAAGAAUCCAAAUGAUAUAGUAAUUUCAUUUCAAGAUUUUCCAUUCUUCUUAAGUGAUGAUACAAAGAGUUUUAUGAUUGCUUCUAGUGGCAUUCACCUUGAUGCAAGCUUGGCAGAAGUUAGAAAUUUGGCUCCCAAAUCUCUUUUUGAGACACCGAGGAUUUUGUUAUUAGGCCCAUCAGAAUUUUAUCAGGAAGCUGUGUCCAAGGCCAUUGCUAAGCAUUUUGAUGCCAGAUUACUCAUCGUGGAUUUACUUUCAUUUUCUGCUUUUUCUCUUUGGGGCACUACUAUAAAGGAAGCCGAAUCUUCUAAAAGAAAUUCCAAGAAAAAAAUAAGAUUAGAAACACAUUUCUUUGAAGCAGGUUCUAGAGUAUCAUAUCGGAAUGUAAUUGGUGUCAACGUACCAGGGGAACCUAUGAAUGGCUCUACCGGCUUAGUUCUACUUAACUUUGAAGAUAAUACGCGUGCAAAAGUUGGAGUUAAGUUCGACAAAUAUUUCCAAGGUGGCAAUGACCUUCGAGGCAUUUCUAAAGUGGGUCAUGGUUAUUUUUGUAAAGCUCUAUAUUUACACUUGCUUGAAACUCCAAGUGAAAAAGAUGAUUUUCACAACAAAAUCAUGAACAAUACAUUUGAGUUUGCUUCAAAUCAAGCUAAAAGAGGGUCACUCGUUGUGCUCCUUCAAAACUUAGAGUGCAGGGAGAAUGACAUGUAUUGAAGAAUGUUGUUGAAAAUUUGCCAUCUAACGUUGUGUUAAUUGCUUCUCACACAAAAGUUUUUGAAGAGAAGACUCAAACUAAGAAAAAACAAGGGCCAUCACCAUUUUUUUUACUCCAGGAAAAAAUUAGUAGACAAAUGGAAGAAAGCAACAAUUCCAUUGAUGAAUUUAUGGAGCAAAUUGGUGGCCUUUUCCCUAAUAAGCUCACUAUACAGCUUCCUAAGGAUCAUACCUCUCUAUCUUGUUGGAAUCAGGAGUUGGAGCAUCACGUUAGAAGUAUAAAUGCUCAAUUAAAUGCUGUCACCAUUAGCUCUGUGAGUUUUUCUAUCUUUCUAAGUUGCAAUUGAAACACAUAUUUCAUGUUGGAUGUGAGUUUUUCUAUCUUUCUAAAUUGCAAUUGAAACACAUAUUUCAUGUUGGAUGUGUUUUCAAAUUUGAAAAUAUAAUAUUAGAAAAAUACUACCUACAGUUACUCUAUUAUGUAAGAUUUUGGUAAUCUAUUUGGCCAAGACCAACUGUGUGGCACAUUUCAUCCAAAUCCAUAUUCCAGACUAUUCAAAUCCCACAUUUAAAUGAUCUUGGCGAAUGAAUAUAGUAUAAUGAAACAAUAUUUUUACACUUACUAAGGAUGAUUGCUAACUAGUAUUUUUAGUUUCAUUGAAAAAAAAUACAUUUACAAACUUACUUAUCCCUUAUUAUGACUUGUCAGCAUUUCACAACAACGAGAUAGCUAAAUUUGUAAAUGUAUUUUUUUUUCAAUAAAAUUAAAAAUAUUAAUUAGCAAUCAUUCUUAGUAAGUGUAAAAAUAUAGUUUUAUUAUACUAUAUUCAUUGGUCAAGAUCAUUUAAAUGUGGGAUUUGAUGUUUAGUAAGUGUAAAAAUAUAGUUUCAUUAUACUAUAUUCAUUGGCAAAGAUCAUUAUACUAUUUUAUACCUAUACACAACACUAACACGUAGACUCAGAUGAUAAUUCGAGAUAAUAAAAGUAAUUGAAUGUAAUCUCGUGGUCCGAUAUCGAACACCAGAAACCACACUAACAUGUAGACAGAUAUGAUAAUUUGGUCAGACCACUAGUUUAUGUAAUCUGCGGUUAACAACACUUGUGAUUCUAUUAUCUUGGUAUACUAACUUUUAAAUUGCAGAAACUUAAACAGAUUGGUGGAUAACAAAUGUAAAUUAUCAUAAAGUACAAUUUAAUUCAUAAGUAGUAAUAUUCCAUUGCACGAUUGAAAAAUGGGUUAAGUUCUGAAGUGCUACCAAGUAGAUCAGUACAAUGUUACUAUAAAAUAGCAAUUUGGAAAGUUUAUCAAUGUUUUGGAAUCUGGAUGCCAUUGUUAGCCUAGAUAAUUAGAGGAAAUAAUUCAGGUGUCUCUGUCCUUUAGACUUUUCUGCAUCUCAUCCAAAUUUCUCAUUCCAUUUGAGCAGUUCAUUCAUAUUGGAUGAAUCAAGCUCGAAACUAGCCCGAACCUACAAAUAAGAAAACCAAUUAAUUUAUGAAAUUUUUACAACAACUUCAAUUCAUAAAAUAAAAAUAACAAUUGAUAUACCUCUUUUAAGGCAUGCAACAGAUCCUCCAUCUUUAAAGAACGGAUAUCUAGGCCACUAUAUAACUCAAUUUUCUCGUGAAAAAUGUAUAAUUUCAAAAAUUCAAUAGAAUGUUAUUGUGGCUAUAAUAUAUUUACAACUAAUAGUCUAAUAUUAUGUAAGGAUGAUUUCUUAUUGGUUAACAAUUAAUUAAAAUUACUAAAAAGGUAAAUUCUUAAUAUAUCCCCAUGGUGGAUAUAUAUUUAUUCCUAAUAUAUAUUUUGCUCUAUCACAAAAGCUUUCUCAAAACCUGAAGAGGCCAAGAGGGAGGAACUCAAUUCUAUUGAUUUAUGGUUGUCAUGGAUAAAGGUAUGUCUCUUUGAUUUGAUCUAUCAUUCCCUUAUUCAAUAGUGUAAUUGUUGACUUGCAUGAUUAAUAUUAAACUAACUUUUUCAUUCUCUAAUCUCUCCCUAAUAGGAGAGUAGGCAGCCGCCACACACAAAUCCUACCAUGAAAUUUACAAUAUUAGAUUAGUUUCUAGACAAGCAAACAAAACAAUCUUAGUAGCCAGAUGAAAAAAAAAACCUGGAGAUUACUUCUAGAGUAACCACUAGUUUUGUUAGCCGGUUCUUUUAGAUCAACAUCCAUCGACAAAUGCUCAACUUAUAUCAUCUUAAGUAUAUUUUCACGGUUUAAAGCAUCUGCUAAAUUAAUUAGCAAUCUCUAUAUAAUGUUGAAGAAAGACCAUAAAUUAGAAUACAAAUCUAUAAAAUAUGAAAAAUUGAAAGUUUAAUCAUAUGUCAAAGGUAUACUAUAGGGUGAAAGUUAAGUGGCUACACUUAGCAGGUUUGAAAAUUGUUAAGGAAAAUAAAAAACCUUCUUGGGAGCCUCCUUAAAACAAAAUCAUCAAGAUCCCACAGCUUAUUUGUGGCGACAAGGAAAAGUACGCGAUUGUUUUCUUUUGUGCGGAGACCGUCCUAAUGGACAAAAAACUCUGUCUUAAUUUUGUUAGAAUGAGCUUCAUAAUUUGAAUCAUCUGCUCCCUCACGUCUCUCUAGCAAACUAUCUGCCUAUCAAAAAUAACAGAACAAUUUAACAAAUAGCUUGAAGUAAAACUAUUCAUAAUAGUUCUUUUCCUAUUAUAGAAAAUCAAUGCUGGCAUAUGAGGGAUAAAAAAGGCCAAUUUACGUAUAAAUGAAGUUUUUAUUUUAAAAUAGAACUAUAGAACCAACCUCAUCAAUAAAAAUCACAGUUGGUGCAAUUUAGUGGGCUAGCGAAAAUAGUGUUUUUACAAACUUUUCAGAUUCGUCAGACCACUGCAACAAACAAACUUAAGUUUAAUCAUUAAAUUAAAGGGCUUGGAAAACACCAUUACUACCAAAAUUGGAAGAAACCAACAUAAUUACUACCUUGGACAUAAUGUUCGGAGGUUGAAAUAUUGAUAAAAUUUGCUCCAUCAGUAGCUACCGCCUUUGCAACAUCGUUUUUCCGAUGCCAAGGGACCAAAAAGUAAUAUCCCCUUGCAUGGCUAAACUCAAAUGUUAAUUAAAGAUAAUAUACUAAGAAUAUAGUUCAUAAAUAUAACACUACCUUACUAAACCGCCCUUUGCGAAACAACUCCGGCCUCUGAAGAGGAAGCAUAAUCAAUUCUCUCAAAGUAUUCUUCACGCUUUCUAAUGCUCCAAUAUCGUUAAAAUGACUCCAAUAUCACUUGGAGAUAUAACAUCAUCCACCACUUUCUCCUCCAACUCACCGCCAAUAACAUCCUAAAAACAUACAUUAACAUAAAAGAUUUAAAGCUUGAAUAUAUCAAUGUCAAUAUGGUAAAAGAAAUUGAAGAAAUUGAAAUGGGUAAUGCUCAUUACCUUUCCUAAAUUUUGAGUAUUUUUUCUGAAUAUUGAGUCUUCUUCCAAAUGGUGUGCCCAUACCUAAUGCUACAUUAGUGGCAUAUAAAUUCUGUUAAUAAAUACAAUUUCAAAUCAAAUAAUUUCAUUUUAUUGUAGUCCCUAAAUUUUGGUGGUUUAAAUAAUUGAAUUGAAAUGCAAGAAAAUGGAAGUUAACCUUUCCGAAGACAAAACUAUGGUACAGUCUUUAACAUUAACACCAGAAAAACUUAAAGCCCAUCCAAUAAUUUUGUGUGCAUCUAUGAUAAAAAAUUAAACACAAUAUAUAAAUAAUAUUGGAUGGGCUUUAAGAUGCACACAAAAUUAUUGGCUGGGCUUUAAGUUUCCCUGGAGUUACUGUUAAAAACUCUAUCAUAGUUUUGUCUUCGGAAAGGUUAACCUCCAUUUUCUUGCAUUUCAAUUCAGUUAUUUAGACCACCAAAAUUUAGGCACUACAAUAAAAUGAAAUUAUUUCAUUUAAAAUUGUAUUUAUUAAGAAAGUUUUAUAUGCCACUAAUGUAGCAUUAGGUAUGGGCACGACAUUAGGAAGAAGACUCAAUAUUAAAAAAAAAACUCAAAAUUCAGGAAAGGUAAUGAGCAUGACCCAUUUCAAUUUCUUUUACCAUAUUGACAUUGAUAUAUUCGAGCUUUAAAUUUUUUAUGUUAAUUUAUGUUUUUAGGAUGUUGUUAUUGAUGGUGAGUUGGAGGAGAAAGCGAUGGAUGAUGUUAUAUCUCCAAGUGAUAUUGGAGUCACUUUUAACUGUUGGAGCAUUAGAAAGCGCGAAGAAUACUUUGAGAGAAUUGAUUAUGCUUCCACUUCAGAGGUCGGAGUUGUUUCGCAAAGGGAGGCUUAAUAAGGUAGUGUUAUAUUUAUGAAUUAUAUUCUUAGUAUAUUAUCUUUAAUUAACAUUUGAGUUUAGCCAUGCAAGGAAAUAUUACUUUUUGGUCCCCUGACACUAGGAAAACUAUGUUGGCAAAGGCGGUAGCUAUUGAAGCUGGAGUGAAUUUUAUCAAUAUUUCUACCUCCAGCAUUAUAUCCAAGGUAGUAAUUAUGUUGGUUACUUCCAAUUUGAUAGUAAUGGUGUUUCCUUUAAUUUAAUGAUUAAACUUAAGUUUGAUUGUUGCAGUGGUCUGGCAAAUCUGAAAAGUUUGUAAAGACACUAUUUUCGAUAGCCCACAAAAUUGUACCAACUGUGAUUUUUUUGAUGAGGUUGGUUCUAUAGUUCUAUUUUAAAAUAAAAACUUCAUUUAUAUGUAAAUUGGCCCUUUUUAUCGCAAACAUUGAUUUUCUAUAAUAGGAAAAGAACUAUUAUGAAUAGUUUUACUUCAAGCUAAUGGUUAAAUUGUUCUGUUAUUUGUGAUAGGCGGACAGUUUGCUAGGGAGACGUGAGGGAGCAGAUGAUUCAAAUUAGGAAGCUCAUUCUAACAAAAUUAAGACAGAGUUUUUUGUCCAUUGGUACGGUCUCCACACAAAAGAAAACAACCGCAUACUUAUCAUUGCCGCCACAAAUAGGCCGUGGGAUCUUGACGAUACUGUUUUAAGGAGGCUCCCAAGAAGGUUUUUUAUUUUCCUUAAUGCUACUAAUGAUUUUCAAACCUGCUAAGUGUAGUAUGUUAACUUUGACCCUAUAGUAUACCUUUGACAUAUGAUUAAUUUUUCAUAUUAUUUUAUAGAUUUGUAUUCUAAUUUAUGGUCUUUCUUCAACGUUAUAUACAGAUUGCUAAUUACUUUGUCGGAUGCUUCAAAUCGUGAAAAUAUACUUAAGAUGAUAUUAGGCGACUAGCAUUUGUCGAUGGAUGUUGAUCUAAAAGAACUGCCUAACAAAACCAAUGGUUACUCUGAAAGUGAUCUCCAGGUUUUUUUUCCCAUCUAGCUAUUAAGAUUGUUUUGUUUGCUUGUCUAGAAACUAAUCUAAUUUUGUAAAUUUCAUGGUAGGAUUUGUGUGUGGCGGCUGACUACUGUCCUAUUAGGGAGAGAUUAGAGAAAGAAAAAAAGGUUAGUUUAAUAUUAAUCAUGUAAGUCAACAAUUACACUAUUGAAUAAGGGAAUGAUAGAUCAAAUCAAAGAGACAUACCUUUAUCCAUGACAACCUUAAAUCAAUAGAAUUGAGUUUCUCCCUCUUAGCCUCUUCAGGUUUUGAGAAAGCUUUUGUGAUGGAGCAAAAGAUAUGUUAGGAAUAAAUAUAUAUCUACCAUUAGGAUAUAUUAAGAAUAUACUUUUUUAGUAAUUUUAAUUAAUUGUUAACCAAUAAGAAAUUAUCCUUACAUAAUAUUAGACUAUCAGUUGUAAAUAUACUAUAGCCACCAUAACAUGGCCUAUUGAAUUUUUGAAAUUAUACAUUUUUCAGGAGGAAAUUGAGUUAUAUAGUGACGUAGAUAUCCAACCUUUAAAGAUGAAGGAUUUGAUGUAUGCCUUAAAAGAGGUAUAUCAAUUGUUCUUUUUCUUUUAUGAAUUGAAGUUGUUCUAAAAAUUUCAAAAAUCAAUUGGUUUUCUUAUUUGUAGAUUCGAGCUUGAUUCAUCAAAUAUGGAUCAACUACUCAAAUGGAAUGAGAAAUUUGGAGGAGGUGCAGAAAAGUCUAAAGGACAGAGACACAUGAAUUUUCAUCUAAAUAUCUAGGCUAACAAUGACAUUCAGGUUCCAAAACAUUGAUAAACUUUCCAAAUUGCUCUUUCAUAGCAACAUUGGACCGAUCUACUUGGUAGCACUUCAAAGCUUAACCCAUUUUUCAACUGUGCAAUGGAAUAUUACUACUUAUGAAUUAAAUUGUACUUUAUGAUAAUUUACAUUUUGCAUCCACCAAUCUGUUUAAGCUUCUGUAAUUUACAUAGUUAGUAUACCAAGAUAAUAGAAUCACAAGUGUUGUUAACAACCGAUUACAUAAUCAAGUGGUCUAACCAAAUUAUCAUAUGUGUCUACAUGUUAGUGUGGUUUCUGGUGUUGGAUAUCGGACCACGAGAUUACAUUCAUUACUUUUAUUAUCUCGAAUUAUCAUCUGAGUCUACAUGUUAGUGUUGUGUAUAUGUAUAAAAUAGCUAACACAAUUUUUUUUCAUAUGACUGAAUAUCUUCAUCUAUUAUCCUUAGAACUACAUAGAACAAAACAUCCAAGAAACGCAGACACAUAAGUCCUCAAACAUAGGAACAGAAAAACAUGAACUAAACAUGAACUAUCCAAUCAAACCUGAAUAGCCACAAACAUAAAAAACAUUAAAAUAAAACAAAAAACACUUACAAUUUUAGGUUCAAAAAUUCAAAAGAAACAAAGUACCCUUUUAAUAGGAUUACAAAAAACUGACUCUGCUAAAAUAUAGGACACACGUUGCCGACUAUUUCAACUAAUAAUUAUUAUCACUCUAAUAGAAUUGACUCAAACAAAAACCCAUAAUUAUGGGUCAAUUAUUACUAAGUAAUACAAACUUCUUAACAUUCUUAAUAUAAAAAAAAAACUCAAAUCAUUUUUCAGUUUCCUAGAAAACCCUAAAAUCAAGAAAAUAAGUUAUCGAGUUUUCAAGAGAGAGAAUUUCACCUUGUUUGCUGGAGAGGGAGAUAAAAAUAGAAAGUUUUUCUUAAUCCAAAUAGGUGGAAGACAAAUAACAAGAAUUAUUUGUGUUUUUUUCUAAAACCAAUUUUUAAUAAAUAUAACCAAAUAUAGAGAUACUUAAUUUGAUUCAAUCUGAUUUUAAAAAGAGAAAAGAUAUACUAACGCUUUUUUUAACACUUACAUCGUAUAUGUACACACUGAUUUUAUAUUUUAAUAAUUUAAUUUAAUUUGAUAUUUGUGCAUGGUUUUUUCCUUGGUUGUUUAUCUUGUAUGCAGAUGGUGUACUAGCUCACCUUUUUUUUUUAAAAAAAAAUUCUCUUUCCACCCCAUGAGCUUUUCCCGCAUUCCAUAAAAUUUUAUAUUUGUCUUUUGUGUUUUCGAAGAUGUUCAUCCGAAAGCACUUAUUUUCACGUUCGUUAACACCUUUUGUAGAUGCAUUUACGGAAGUUUUCCACGUGUAUAACUACGGAAUAAACUGGUUUUCAACCGACACAGAACCUCAACAAAAAAAAAACAACAUUCAUUCAUAGAUUAAAUUCGGUUCGGCAUUACAUCGAUUAGUUUAACAGAAAAAUAAAUGUUAUAACAUGGUCUAU